CUCCCUCUCUGUGUGUCUCGUGCUGUGACUCGCGCAGGGCGGCCUCUCAUUGGCUGUCGGCGGACACCCGGAGCAGGUCGCUCUCCUCGGUGCUGAAAUCGCUGCACGUCGUGAUAAUGUAAACGGCGAUGAGGCCAAACAGAGCGUCAGCCAGUAAACACCAAAAUGGACGAUGAUCUGUUCCAACUGAGGCAGCUGCCUGUCAUCCGCUUCCGUCGCACUGGUGAGAGCACACGGUCAGAGGAUGAUGGCGAGAAUAGAGAACAGGUUAUCAAGAUUGCAGAGCAGACUGAUUCCGAGUCUGUGGCACUUGCAGAUGGACCUCCAGUUCCUCGGGAGUUUGCCAAUCCAACUGAUGACACAUUCAUGGUAGAAGAUGCCGUAGAGGCCAUAGGCUUCGGGACAUUUCAGUGGAAACUCUCCAUCCUCACUGGUCUGUCCUGGAUGGCUGAUGCCAUGGAGAUGAUGAUCCUCAGCAUCUUAGCCCCACAGCUGCACUGUGAAUGGAGACUGCCUAGCCUUGAGGUGGCACUGCUUACAUCGGCAGUGUUUAUCGGGAUGAUGAUCAGCUCUUCUCUUUGGGGAAACAUAGCUGACAGAUAUGGCAGAAAGACAGGUCUCAAGAUGAGCGUGCUGUGGACUAUGUUCUAUGGCCUGAUGAGUGCAUUUGCACCUGUUUAUGGGUGGAUCCUCGUCCUCCGUGCACUGGUGGGCUUUGGCAUUGGAGGAGCCCCACAGUCGGUGACACUCUAUGCUGAAUUCCUGCCUAUGAGGGCCAGAGCCACGUGCAUCUUGCUGAUUGAGAUAUUUUGGGCCCUGGGCACGGUGUUCGAAGUCCUCUUAGCGAUCCUGGUCAUGCCCACUCUGGGAUGGCGCUGGCUGCUUGGCCUCUCUACCAUUCCUCUCUUCAUCUUUGCCAUCCUAUGUUUUUGGCUACCUGAGAGUGCUCGAUACGACGUGCUGACCGGGAACCAGGAAAAAGCUCUGGCCACACUGAAGCGCAUUGCUACAGAGAAUGGAGCACCAAUGCCACUGGGGAAACUUAUCGCUGCUAGACAGGAGGAUCGUGGAAAGUUUCAAGACUUAUUUUCCUCACACUUUCGCUGGACCACAGUUCUGCUCUGGUUUAUUUGGUUUGCAAAUGCCUUCUCUUACUACGGACUGGUACUGCUCACUACAGAGCUGUUUCAGGAGGGAGGUGCAUGUGGAAUGUCCAAAGGUAAUAAGAGGGAGCUCCGGUGCAACUUGGAGUGUAAAUAUCUGAACUCCGACGACUACAAAGACCUGUUGUGGACCACCUUAUCUGAAUUCCCAGGCCUGCUGGUGACACUGUGGGCCAUUGAUCGACUGGGAAGGAGAAAGACCAUGGCACUGUGUUUCUUCAUCUUCUCUAUGUGCAUAAUUCCCCUCUAUGGUUGUGUUGGCAGAACAUCCAUGACAGUGUUGAUAUUCAUUGCAAGAGCUUUCAUCGCGGGAGGAUUCCAGGCUGCCUAUGUGUACACUCCAGAGGUGUACCCAACAGCGACCAGGGCUUUAGGCCUGGGAACCAGCAGUGGGAUGGCCAGAGUUGGUGCCCUUAUUACACCUUUUGUCGCACAGGUGAUGUUGGAGUCAUCUGUGUACCUGGCUCUCUCAGUGUACUGCUGCUGCUGCCUCCUAGCUGCCGUCGCCUCCUGUGCACUGCCAAUUGAGACAACAGGCCGGGGCCUGCAGGAAGCCAGCCACCGUGAGUGGGGCCAGGAGAUGGUGGGUCGUGCCUCCUCCCAAAGCUCAGAGAGAAUCCCUCAGUCCAGCUCCAGCUCCCAGGGCUGAGGGCACGCAUCGGCUGAAGUACAACCAAGAGAGGUGUCCACGGUGCGGAAAAGAAGCAAGGAGAGGCAAAAAAAAAGCUAGACCAGCUCUCUGUGUCCAUCUCCAUUCCCAUCCUACGACUUGUCCGUUUAGGAAAGUGGCUUCAGAGAGCCAGGCAGCACAAUAUUACAUAUUAUUAUUAUAUAGUCUUCGGCCACCAUUGCAGUCACAAUUUUGUCACUGACUUAACUGCACACGGGGGGACUGCAAAAGACCAUAUGACCUACACAAGUGCAAGAUUGAGAAAAUAAAUGGUGAAUGAGAUGUGAAA
This is a messenger RNA of Micropterus salmoides (largemouth bass), 2122 nucleotides long. It is a transcript of the gene svopa, whose product is annotated as SV2 related protein a. The record is from RefSeq and is a predicted model, not a curated record. NCBI's taxonomy places the organism in Eukaryota, Metazoa, Chordata, Actinopteri, Centrarchiformes, Centrarchidae. The transcript is spliced from 16 exons. Gene Ontology annotation, cellular component: membrane. Gene Ontology annotation, molecular function: transmembrane transporter activity. The coding region runs from base 166 to 1812 and encodes 548 amino acids. Gene Ontology annotation, biological process: transmembrane transport.